UUACUGAAAAAGCAAAUCGAUUUAGUUAAUUGGAUAAAUCAAAUUGUAAAAAUUAACUUCAAUCGUUGCCAGUAACUAACGAAUAUUUAUAAAUUAGCAAAACACAUAACGAGAUGAAGUUAAUCAUUUUAACUCUAAUAAUAAGUAUUUUAUCAAAAGUGUCAUCAAAUGAUAGUAAUAAUUUUAAUUGUUCCGAUCCUCUGGUUAAGAUCCAAUGGUCCUGGUUACGGGGCUUCACUCGGCAAAUAUUAGACACUCCGGUUCACCAUUUUUUGGGAAUCCCUUACGCGUUACCACCGGUGGGUCCAUUGAGAUUUAAACCAACGAUUCCAUUGAGAGGACAUCAUUUACAUCACAAAGGUGUUUAUAAUGCCACUUCUUAUCAAUUCGGGUGUAUCCAGACCCCGGAGGACGAAGCGAAACACUCAACGAUACCUUCAAGUGAAAAUUGUCUCUUCAUCAAUGUUUAUACUCCUGCUAAUUUGUCCCUUGUUGGUUUACCAAGAAAUCCUAAGCUACCAGUGCUUGUUUUUAUCCAUGGAAGUGGCUUCGUUUAUGGAUCGUCAGGCAAUCCUCAUAUUUAUGGUGGUUACCUGGCUGGAUUAGGUAACAUGGUUUUCGUCGUUUUCAACUAUCGACUUGGUGCUUUGGGCCUAAUGUCUGGGCAUCCGACAAAGAUUCCCGGUAAUCUUGCACUUUGGGACCAAAAAGCGGCUCUUGAAUGGGUCCAAAACAAUAUUGACGCUUUUGGUGGUGAUCCAAAACGGGUAACACUUAUGGGACAUUCUGCAGGUGCUAAUUUUGCAACGAUGCAUUUAAUGUCCAAGGAAACUCGACCUCUUUUCCAACAGGCUAUGGUAAUGAGUGGAAUAGCUUGUAAAAGAUCUGGUUUAGAUUCCCCGUUGUUGGCCUUGAGAAAGACUCGUGAAGUUACUCGUCGUGUUAACUGUUCUCGAGUAACCUUGGAAAAUGUACCCUUGCUUGAUGAAGAAAUUGAUUGUCUCAUGAGAGUCGAUGCACUGGAAAUAGCUCAAGCUCAGGGGUCACUGGAAUCAACUGAACCCAAUCAGUGUGGAGGAUCAAUAUUUCUCCCAUCCUAUGGAAAUGCCUUCCUACCUCAUUCAACCGACACCCUGGCUCAGAGAGGUGAUCAUGUUCAUGGUAAACCAAUUCUAGUUGGCAAGGUUCCCAUUGAAACUUUAGCAGUUCUCAAUGUAACCAGUUUAACCUCAGCAGCUAAUCAGAUUCAAUCAUAUAUCACCAAAACAACGGGUGUAGUUCAACCAGAACAUUUGCAAGCCAUUUUAAAAUAUUACCUUAAUUCAAUUGAAAGUGACGACGAUUCAAAACAAUUAACUGGUUCUGUUAUUUCCGCAAUCAAUGAUCUCUGUCAACAUUGUCCUCUUUUAUCAUUUUCACGACAAUGGGCAACCGGAAAUCCGGUUUACCAAUAUUAUUAUACUUAUGUAACUUCGGGCUACAAGAAUGAUCCUAUUCGAGCCUAUGGGCCCCUCCACGCCGAUGAUACUAAAAUAUUAUUUGGUUUACCUUUUGAAGAUGCUGAUGAAUAUACUGAUUCUGAUCGGCAGGUCAGUAAGUUUAUGAUAAACCUAUGGUCACAUUUUGUUCAUAAAGGCUCAAUGGAAUGGCCUCCAGUUUUAAUUAACUCAUUCUCUAGGAAUAAAUCAAUUAUGUACCAAUAUGAAAUCGAUGGGAUUAAUAAUACAACAAUUGAUUUUAAAAAUAUAGACAUUGAUCCUGAUUCAUUCAUAUGUGGACUAUUACCUUAAUUGUUAUUGAUAAAUCAAUGAUCAUAAUCAAUACUUGUUCAAUGAGAAACUGUUUUAAUACAAUCUAAUCAUACAUUUUAUUACAACUUUCACAUGUUAAUAGUUUUAAAUAUUAAACCAUUGGAAAUAAAUUGUUCAAUGAUCAUUUAUCAUCUUUGACAAACAAUUAAAAGUUUGUUAACUCAAAAUAACAACAAAAAAAUAGAUAAAAACUUUCA
Messenger RNA from Panonychus citri (citrus red mite), 2008 nucleotides. RefSeq names its product acetylcholinesterase-1-like. Gene Ontology annotation, biological process: choline metabolic process; acetylcholine catabolic process. Lineage: Eukaryota; Metazoa; Arthropoda; Arachnida; Trombidiformes; Tetranychidae. The transcript has a single exon. Gene Ontology annotation, cellular component: plasma membrane. The record is from RefSeq and is a predicted model, not a curated record. Gene Ontology annotation, molecular function: acetylcholinesterase activity. The coding region runs from base 114 to 1790 and encodes 558 amino acids.